Vicia villosa (hairy vetch) is the source of this 1147-nucleotide messenger RNA. RefSeq names its product adrenodoxin-like protein 2, mitochondrial. The record is from RefSeq and is a predicted model, not a curated record. Bases 211 to 813 code for a protein of 200 amino acids. The transcript is spliced from 7 exons. NCBI's taxonomy places the organism in Eukaryota, Viridiplantae, Streptophyta, Magnoliopsida, Fabales, Fabaceae. Gene Ontology annotation, molecular function: 2 iron, 2 sulfur cluster binding. Gene Ontology annotation, biological process: P450-containing electron transport chain. Gene Ontology annotation, cellular component: mitochondrion.
AAAAAAAAAAGGAAAGAAAAAGAAAACAGCACUGAACGUAAACGCAGUGUUCUUCUUCCUCGCCUCAACUUGACGGCUUCUCACAGCAACCAGAGAACAAACAUCUCAUCCAUUUUUUUUUGCAUCUCAAACUCAAUUCAUCAACUUCGCAUUUUCCUUUUGAUCCCUUCUUUCAACCAAAUUAGGGUUUAUCUAGUACCUCAAACCACUAUGCUAAACCUAAAUUCACGACUAACUAAAGCAGCAAUUUCAAUUGCUAAAAGCCUCUCCACAAGGGAUUAUACAUCCAUAUGUAGAGCAGGUUAUACUCGUAGCACCCGAAAUUGUUGCCUCCAACCUUCGUUUCAACAAAAUUUAUUGACCAAUUUAUACAAGGGAGCCAUGUUUGAAAAGUAUAAGUUUCUGUCAACAACGGCAUCUAACAACACCGCUGAGGGUGGGAGUGAAGAAAAGGAAACGAUAUCUGUGACUUUUGUGGAUAAAGAUGGUGAGGAACAUCUUAUAAAAGUUCCUAUUGGAAUGUCUAUGCUAGAAGCUGCUCAUGAAAACGACAUUGAACUUGAAGGAGCAUGUGAGGGCUCACUUGCGUGUUCAACUUGCCAUGUUAUAGUCAUGGAUGUAGAAUAUUAUAAUAAAUUAGAAGAUCCUACUGACGAGGAAAAUGACAUGUUGGAUCUAGCUUUUGGGCUUUGUGAAACAUCUCGUCUCGGUUGCCAAGUGAUUGCAACACCUGAACUUGAUGGAGUUCGUUUAGCUCUUCCUGCUGCCACUCGGAAUUUCGCCGUUGAUGGUUACGUGCCAAAACCACACUAGUUGUCACAUGAAUUUUUUGGGUCCAAUGCAAAGAAUGCAAUUAUCUCAGUUUUGUAGCUUCACACCGAGUUAGAUAAAUGGUCAUUUAUUUAUCUUAGGCAUUUUUUGUUACUGAGUUUAGUCGUGAUCAACGAGCUCCUCUGUAUGCCAGACCAAAGAGACCGUGCUGGAAUUUCAUCAGGCUACGAUUGCUUGCCAAUAAAAUGCUUGUACUGUAUUAUUUUAUUGUAGUACCAGUGAAUUCUGUCUUAACACUUAAUAUAGCUCUAAAUAAAUUACAAAAACACCAACCAACCCUAUCCCAUUAAGUGGAUAUGCUACUUGGAUUAAAUUA